Messenger RNA from Punctularia strigosozonata HHB-11173 SS5, 1296 nucleotides. RefSeq names its product DUF803-domain-containing protein. Gene Ontology annotation, biological process: magnesium ion transport. Gene Ontology annotation, cellular component: membrane. NCBI's taxonomy places the organism in Eukaryota, Fungi, Basidiomycota, Agaricomycetes, Corticiales, Punctulariaceae. Gene Ontology annotation, molecular function: magnesium ion transmembrane transporter activity. The record is from RefSeq and is a predicted model, not a curated record. The transcript is spliced from 6 exons. Bases 1 to 1296 code for a protein of 431 amino acids.
AUGCUCGAAGAUAGAUACAUCGGACUCGCGCUCGCAGUUUCGGGGACUGUAGCCAUCGGAACUAGUUUCAUCAUCACCAAAAAGGGUUUGAAUGACGCAUCGCACGCUAACGGCAAGGCGUCCGAGGGAUAUGCAUACCUUCGAAAUCCACUAUGGUGGGCGGGGAUAUCGACAUUCGCCAACUUUGCUGCCUAUGCAUUUGCACCGCCCAUCCUCGUCACCCCUCUCGGGUCCCUCUCCGUUUUAAUUGGCGCGGUCCUCGCGUCGUUCCUCCUUGGCGAAUCACUUGGGCACCUAGGCCGUGUAGGCUGCGGACUCUCGCUUGUUGGCUCCUUGAUUAUCGUGCUACAUGCUCCAGAAGACAAGGAGGUGACGAGUAUAGACGAAAUGCUCGAGUAUGCUGAACAACCUGGCUUCCUCCUCUACUGCCUCACCGUCGCCGCCUUCUCCAUCUUCAUGAUCUACGUCAUCGCGCCCAAGCAUGGGCGCACAAACCCGCUGGUCUACAUCUCUAUAUGUUCCCUCGUCGGCUCCGUGUCCGUCAUGGCGAUAAAAGGCUUCGGCGUCGCCGUCAAGCUCACCCUCGGCGGCAAUAAUCAAUUCACCCGGCCGGCGACGUACGUCUUCGGGCUCUGCAUUGCAGGCUGCAUCCUCGUGCAGAUGAACUACUUCAACAAGGCACUCGACACCUUCUCCACUAACGUAGUGAACCCGAUGUACUUCGUCGGUUUCUCCACCGCGACGCUCGUCGCCUCCAUCAUUAUGUUCCGCGGCUUCAACACGGCCUCCACCCGUGACUCGUUUUCGCUCCUCGCCGGGCUCACCGUCACCUUCCUCGGCGUGCACCUCCUCAACCUCUCCCGCCAACCCGAGGCGCCCCUCCCCCAGGCCCACUCCGCUUUGGAGUCGGGGAUCAUGAACCCGCGGCUGAGCAUCAGCGGCCGGAUGAGCCUCGACGGGUGGGGCGUGAACGCCGUCCCCCUCACGCCGCACUCCGCCAACGGAAGCGCGUAUGGCCACGGCCGGCGCUCGUCGCUCUACCGCGCGCAGAGCCAGACGCUGUUCAACACGUUCGAGCACGACGACGAGCUUCCGCCGUCGCCCGCGCUGCACCGGCUGCAGGAGGAGCAGGAGGAAGAUGAGUAUGACGACGAGGAGGCGAACGAGCGCACGCGGCUCCGGAGCGGCGGUGGACUGGGGAGCGCGCGAGGGUCGAGGAGCAACUCGCCGAGGAUGGCGCGGGGACCGGGGUCGCAGGACGAUCUCCAGGCGCGGCGGUCACCGCAAUACCGAUAA